Lathyrus sativus (Indian pea) is the source of this 645-nucleotide messenger RNA. The record is from the annotation of a GenBank genome assembly. NCBI's taxonomy places the organism in Eukaryota, Viridiplantae, Streptophyta, Magnoliopsida, Fabales, Fabaceae.
AUGGCGUCCACUCUCUUCUCCACUUCGCCACUCUGUUCUUCCUCCUCUUCUUCUCUGUUUUCCACACCACUUAAAUUAUCCUUAAAGCCCAGUUCCCUUGGAACCAAAAACCCCCUUUCUCUUCCCAUGACUCAUUCUCGACGCUUCAAAAUCACUGCCAUGGCUCCUCCAAAGCCUGCUGGUGGCAAGGAAAAGAAAGUGGUUGGAGUGAUAAAGCUGGCUCUUGAAGCCGGAAAGGCGACGCCGGCUCCACCGGUUGGACCGGCUCUUGGUUCAAAGGGUGUUAAUAUUAUGGCUUUCUGUAAAGAUUACAAUGCCAGAACCGCUGAUAAACCCGGUUACGUCAUUCCCGUUGAAAUCACUGUCUUUGAUGACAAAAGUUUUACUUUCAUAUUGAAAACCCCACCUGCUUCUGUUUUACUGCUUAAGGCUGCUGGAGUGGAAAAGGGUUCCAAAGACCCCAAGAUAGAAAAGGUAGGAAAAGUCACAAUUGAUCAGUUGCGCACAAUUGCUUCCGAGAAGUUGCCGGACUUGAAUUGCUCAACUAUCGAUUCAGCUAUGAGAAUUAUAGCAGGCACUGCAGCAAAUAUGGGAAUUGAUGUUGAUCCUCCUAUUCUUGAAGUCAAAGAGAAGCAACUUUUGUAA